ACGGAUCAUGGUAGAUCAAACAUUGUCUGCAUUGGGGAGUCUGGCACGUACCAGCGAAGUACACAAGAAGUCCGACAUCCUCUAUAUGGCAGUCAGUGCAGGUCUGGUUAAAAUUAGACGGGGGAAAAACCUUGGCGGUACUUUAGGAAUGGCAAAUAAGGGAAAGGCCUGCAGGAAUGGCAAAGCUGCCUUAGGGUUGGACCGGCCUGUUACCUUUUCCGGUGUCCAGACGUCGGCUCAUGAAAUCGCUCAUUUGUUGAACGCUGACCAUGAUGGUCACGGCACAGCAAAGAACUGCUCAGGUGAUGAGGGUUACAUAAUGAGCAGCCCACGAAGGAACGGGAAUAACAGCUGUGCAUUUUCCAACUGCAGCAAGAAUGACAUCGCCGACUUUUUGACGUGGCGAUAUUCAAAAUGUCUAUUUCGAAAAGACGUAUGCCAUGUCAUUUUUCUACCAAACAAGGCGGCAGACCUUCCAGGGGAUGUAAUGGAUGGGCAAACAUUCUGUACUGAAUACUACAGGGAACCCAGAUACUUGAACUCCACUUAUAUAAAGGUGAAUCAAUGA
This is a messenger RNA of Rhipicephalus microplus (southern cattle tick), 568 nucleotides long. RefSeq lists its product as uncharacterized. Gene Ontology annotation, molecular function: metalloendopeptidase activity. Gene Ontology annotation, biological process: membrane protein ectodomain proteolysis. The record is from RefSeq and is a predicted model, not a curated record. NCBI's taxonomy places the organism in Eukaryota, Metazoa, Arthropoda, Arachnida, Ixodida, Ixodidae.